Sardina pilchardus (European sardine) is the source of this 4010-nucleotide messenger RNA. It is a transcript of the gene elavl2, whose product is annotated as ELAV like neuron-specific RNA binding protein 2. The record is from RefSeq and is a predicted model, not a curated record. Gene Ontology annotation, cellular component: ribonucleoprotein complex. Gene Ontology annotation, molecular function: RNA binding. The transcript is spliced from 8 exons. NCBI's taxonomy places the organism in Eukaryota, Metazoa, Chordata, Actinopteri, Clupeiformes, Clupeidae. Bases 412 to 1584 code for a protein of 390 amino acids.
AGCCUUCUCCAAACAUAGGUUUUCAUUCAGUGAUGUCGCGUAUUGGUGUGGUGAACCUGUAACGAUCAAGACAGGCAGAAGUCGGCCUUUUUUAAUUAUUUGAUUCAUUCUUUUAUUUCUUCAGUUAUUUUAUCUUUUUUUACUUUGGUCUAAUAGGCUACCUGAAAGGGACCCUUGUUGUGUAUUUUUGUUUUAAUGAAUCUUUAAGAUAAUCGUUUUAGCCUACAUGAUUUUGUGUGUUCAUUUUUUUUUAGGUUCACAAGUUUAAGAUAAGAAAACAGGCUACGGAAUUCGCCUUUGUUUUUUUAACUGUCAAGCGAUAUCUUGAUUCACUAGGCUAUUAUAAGACGUUAUUUGGCUGUGGACGUCCUUAACUUUCAUUUAUAUAUACGACGUCAACUCCAAACUAACAUGGCAGUCAGACUGUGCGAUGUGACCUCUCUACUUAGAAGUGGUUCCUGGGCAGCAGAGCCUUGGACUGGGGUGAUUGCCGCGAUGGAAGCACAGCUGUCCAACGGGCCGACCUGUAACAACACGAGCAACGGCCCUGCCACGCUCUCGAACAACUGCUCGUCCCCGGUGGAGUCGGGCAGCAUAGAGGACAGUAAAACAAACCUGAUAGUCAACUACCUGCCGCAGAAUAUGACCCAGGAGGAGCUCAAGAGUUUGUUUGGCAGCAUCGGCGAAAUCGAGUCCUGCAAACUUGUACGAGACAAAAUAACAGCUUUAGGACAGAGUCUGGGCUACGGGUUCGUGAACUACGCUGAGCCAAAGGACGCAGAGAAAGCCAUCAACACUUUAAAUGGACUCCGACUCCAGACCAAGACCAUCAAGGUGUCGUACGCGCGCCCCAGCUCGGCCUCUAUCCGCGAUGCCAACCUGUACGUGAGCGGGCUGCCCAAGACCAUGACCCAGAAGGAGCUGGAGCAGCUCUUCUCCCAGUACGGGCGCAUCAUCACCUCGCGCAUCCUCGUCGACCAGGUCACAGGGGUGUCCAGGGGGGUCGGCUUCAUCCGUUUCGACCGCCGGGUGGAGGCCGAGGAGGCCAUCAAGGGGCUGAACGGGCAGAAGCCACCCGGAGCCUCGGAGCCGAUCACGGUGAAGUUCGCCAACAACCCCAGCCAGAAGACCAGCCAGGCGCUGCUGUCGCAGCUCUACCAGUCGCCCAAUCGAAGGUACCCGGGACCCCUCGCUCAGCAAGCGCAGCGCUUCAGGUUGGACAAUCUGCUAAACAUGGCCUAUGGAGUAAAAAGUAGAUUCUCCCCCAUGGCUAUCGAGGGCGUGUCUAGCCUAGCGGGCAUCAACCUCCCGGGGCACGCUGGCACAGGCUGGUGCAUCUUCGUGUACAACCUGGCGCCAGACGCGGACGAGAGCAUCCUGUGGCAGAUGUUUGGGCCGUUCGGCGCCGUGACCAACGUCAAGGUGAUUCGCGACUUCAGCACCAACAAGUGCAAAGGCUUCGGCUUCGUCACCAUGACCAACUACGACGAGGCCGCCAUGGCGAUCGCCAGUCUGAAUGGGUAUCGCCUGGGCGACCGGGUCUUGCAGGUCUCCUUCAAGACCAACAAAACGCACAAGGCUUAAACGUUCUCGUCUCGCGAUCAUUUCUUAAGAAAAAAACUUCCCAAGCCCUCCCAUCCCUGUGGCAUGGGUGUGGGUAUGGGAUGGGGAACGGGGGAGUGUUGCGGUAUCCUUUCUACAUUAGUAUAUAAAAGAAAAUAUAAAAAAGAAACAAAAUUACAUUUCUAAAUCAGUGUUACAAAAAACGAUCCAGUAUUCAGCGUCCAGCAAUGUGGUCUUUUUUGUUUUUGUUUGUUUGUUUUUUCAGUUGGUUUGUUUUUUAGUGUUCUUUUUGUUUUUCCCCUUCAUUGCUUAAUCUUCAAAACGUCAAAAUGAAACCUGUAUGGAGAACUUGUGUUUUUUUGUUAAGUAGACGUGCAAAUUUUGAGUUAUGUUGAAUAAAGAAGCAUUGUCUAAAAAAAAGUAACAAUGAGGUGUUUUUGCAUCUUGCGGUUUUGUUGCACAUCAGCUUCUGGUUCUGUGUAGAUUUUUGCCUUUUUUAUGUUCUGCGUUGCCUUAGGUGUGUUUACAGUUAAAGUGCUAAAAGUAUUUAUUUUCAUUGCAUUGUUUUAUUUUGUUCAUUUUGUAUUGUUGAUUGGCUGCGUAAUGUUGCUUAAUGUAAAAUGAAUGGAAAGAAAAAGACAAAAAAAACAACUCUUAAAGCAGUACCUUGCCAAAGAGCUAAGAACCUCUUUGAUGUGGGUUUAAGAGCAUCUAUUUUUAUAAACAGAAACAUUUGGAAAAACUUUUUACAGGACCUGGAACAAAUAUUUUGACUUGGAUACUUUGAGAAAUAUCUUCAUAUGACACCUCGUGAGCUUUUGAUCUUUACCAGAGAGUUUGCAGAGGUUGAAAUUUCUGGGAAGAUUUAUGAUGUAAAAGAUACCUUUUGAGAUCUUUGUAUUAAUAUCUUUAGAUUCUAGAAUCAAUGGCAGUGUUUCAUUUAUUUAAAAAAAAAGAAAAAAAAAUCGUCUGUGGGUUGCCCAAUCAUUCCUGAUUGUCGUGACUAGCAACCCGUGUUCAGAUUAGAUUUUUCUUUUCCUCUGAAACACAGAAGGUAAAAUACAAAGGUUUAUUCCACUUUAGAAGAAAAAAAAAAACUUGCAUGCAAAAUUCUGUCCUUGGAAUUCAUUCAAAAGGUUUUGGGGUUUGGUGGGGUUUAACCAAUCAGAUCUUCCCUCGGCACCUCGCGUCAGGCAAAAGCUCAUGGUGUUUUUGGUGGUGUACUUAUUGUCAAAGACGCUUUGUCUUUAAAGAGAAAAAAAAGUUAAAAAAAGUAAAGAAAGAGAGGAGAUAAAGUAAAAUCAAGGGAUUGACAUGCUUUGUGUGAAGGCUGAAAUUAAACUUAGCCGACAAAAGCAGCAGCUUCAAGAAUAGGUAAGGAAAAACAAACAAAAAUUUAGUUUGAAUGAGGCUCUGUAUGAGAGGCAUCUGUUCCUUCCUGCAGAGUUAUAUGUACAUAAGUACUUUUUCAUGUUGAGUGAGUUUAUUUGGUUCUUUUUUUUUUUCCUUUGGACUUGCGAAGUGCUUUUUAUUUCCUUUUAUAAGAGUAAGUAUGGUAUACUUUAAAAAAAAGAAAUACUUGAUUUAUUUUGUUUUCAUAUCGACUAGCAUUAAGUGUAUCAGAUUUGUUGGUUGUUUGGUCUGUAGAUAGUCUUGCUUAUGCUACUAAAACAAAAUUAUAGGCAUUUAAGUUGGUCUGAGUUGACUUGAUAUUUUGUUAGUUUUUUUUUUCUUUUUUUAUAUCUAUAUAAAUAUACAUCAUAAAUAUAUAUUUAUGUGGUAAAGAUUGAAUAUAAGCCACAGUUUUGAACUACUUGAUUACUCUUUUUUGUUUCCAUAUUCAUGUAUACAUAAUGCAUAUAACCUGUUUUAAAAAAAGAAAAAUCGUAAAAAAGGUGUAUAUUGCUUAAUUUAUGACCAGGGGGAGUUUUGACGAGGCAGUUCCGCGGCCAUAGUGACUAUAAAAAAAAGGAUUUCCGAUUUUUAAAGGGGGAGAAAAAUAAAUAAUCCUGAACGUCUUGCCUCUCUUCACUCUCAUGCAAAGGAAGGCAUGCUGAGCCUUAGAUGCACUGAUGACUGUAUUGCAUCCAGCUUUGUAUUUAUAACUGAUUAAUAUUCAUGCUUCCUUCCCCUUAUUACAAGCAGUGUGCUAUGCAUUAUAUAUUUAUCUUUGCGACUGCAACUUUUUUUUUAUUAUUAUUUACUUGUUUACUUUUUUGUUUUGUUUUUUUGUUUUUUCCCGAGUUGGUUUAUUCUUGGUUGAUUGUUGGAAGUGUAGAGGUCUAACAUGAGUCUAAAUGAGCUGUGAGAUACUUGCUGCUGUGGGACUUGGGAGCCUCUGUUUUCAUGCCUGUCCACCCCCACACACACACUUCUUUUUUUUUUUUUCUUUUUUUCCCCUUUCACCCCCCUCUCUUUGCUCCUCUACUGAAGUUGUUGAGGAGAUA